AUGAGCAGCAACGAAAUUCCAGAUAGCAAUGAAGAAAAGAUUAAUUUUGCUAAAAAAUUAAAGGAAGAAGGAAAUGAACAUUUCAAGAAGGGCGAAUAUUUGAAGGCCAUCAAACAAUACAAGACAAUCUUUCUCUAUGUAACUGGACUUGAUUCGAAUUUAAUGUCUGUUAUGGGCGGAAACAUGAUGAAGGGAGCCUCUUCUGGUCAAAGUCUCUCAGAAACUGAGCAACUCCAAGUUCUUGCCAGUUUGAACCUUUCACAAUGCUAUUUGAAAUUGAACAAAUAUGAACAAGCUCUUGAUUAUGCUCAAAGAGCCUUGAAAUUGGAACCAUCAAAUACUAAAGGUCAUUUACGUAAAGCUUUAGCCCAUGUUGGACUUGGAGAUAUUGACAAUAGUGAAAGAGAAUUGGAAUUGGUUUCAAAAGAAAUUCCAAAUGACCCACUUGUCAAACAAGCUUACUCAAAAUUGGAAGAAUUGAAGAAACAAUACAAGGUCAAGGAAAAGAAAAUGAUGAUGGGAAUGUUUGGAAAGGGAUUAAGUGAUCAAUAA
This is a messenger RNA of Naegleria gruberi, 552 nucleotides long. RefSeq lists its product as uncharacterized. The record is from RefSeq and is a predicted model, not a curated record. Gene Ontology annotation, molecular function: protein binding. The transcript has a single exon. Lineage: Eukaryota; Heterolobosea; Eutetramitea; Acrasida; Naegleriidae. Bases 1 to 552 code for a protein of 183 amino acids.